This is a messenger RNA of Oreochromis niloticus (Nile tilapia), 1063 nucleotides long. RefSeq names its product biotinidase-like. The transcript has 2 exons. NCBI's taxonomy places the organism in Eukaryota, Metazoa, Chordata, Actinopteri, Cichliformes, Cichlidae. The record is from RefSeq and is a predicted model, not a curated record. Bases 1 to 603 code for a protein of 200 amino acids.
AUGUACCUGAGGAUUUAUACGGCCGCGGGUUGCCGACCCCUGGCCUGGAUGAACCAGCUCCCCCUGCUGGAUUCAAUCCAGUUUCAGCAGGCAUUCAGUCUGGCUGCCAACGUCACCCUACUAGCUGUCAACAUUCGUAAUGACAGGCUCAUCAUGACAGGAAGUGGCAUCUACACCCCUUUUUCUGCCACCUACCACCACGCCAGGAAAGGGGACCCAGAGGAGGGCAGGCUGCUGGUGGCCAGAGUGCCAGUUUUGGAGCCACUUGAGGUAAAACAAAGUGCAGCCAAAGAGGUGGAGGCUGGUGGUGGGGAGUCAACAAUAUCAGCGGCUACAGACUCUGGAUACUGCUACCAAGAUAGCUGUGAUGACCCUCCUCCUCCCUCCUACCCCACCUUCAUCUCCUCUAUGAUGUAUGACACAUUUACAUUUGUCCUCUUAAAUGAGACACAAGGCGACAUUAAAGUGUGCAACGGCACUUUCUGCUGCCGCCUGCAGUACAGGUGGUUACUGCAAGACCAUAAAGAGCUCUAUGCUUUCGGCGCACUUGCAGGAACACACACCGUCAACGGACGUUACGCAUUGCAGGCAAGAAUCACAUGAAUUUGAAUAUUUCUAAAAAGGUUAAAACUGACAACUCACUACUUUUAUUUGCCACAUGUUAAAUAUCUACAGGUUUGUGCAGUAGUCUGUUGUGCAGGGUUGGAUCAGAGCUCUUGUGGACAGGAAGCGGAAGAAGCAGAGUCUAAAAUGGACUUCCUGUUGGAGGGGAACUUUGACACCAAAUACGUGUACCCAUCUAUUCUGACAAGCCGAAUGUUCCUGGAGCAGCCAGAGAGUCUGGAGAAAGCUGCAGACGGGAGACUGACCAUGAAACAUUCAAACACGAAGGGUGGCCUGGUCACUGCCUGCCUGUAUGGACGAAUGUACCACCUGGACAAUGAAUAAACUUUAGAGGGAUCAGGAAAAUAAAGUUCAGUGUUAUGGUUAAGAGCUGCUCCAACCUUCAGCUGUUACACAUUUCUUUUAUCUCUUAUAAAAUAAACCAAAACAAAUGUCUUUA